Carassius auratus (goldfish) is the source of this 4116-nucleotide messenger RNA. Its product is annotated as protein argonaute-4. Bases 137 to 2776 code for a protein of 879 amino acids. NCBI's taxonomy places the organism in Eukaryota, Metazoa, Chordata, Actinopteri, Cypriniformes, Cyprinidae. Gene Ontology annotation, molecular function: RNA binding; protein binding. The transcript has 18 exons. The record is from RefSeq and is a predicted model, not a curated record.
CAGGCAGAGCGCUGCACAUAUACGCAUCCUUCCAUUUCUUAAAUUAGCCACUUUAAGCUUCGAGAUACCGCCCCCAAUUUCAGUGUCGGUACGGAGCCGCCAGGCCGGGACUGAGACGGAGAGAGAGCCCUCGGCCAUGGAAGCGCUCGGACCCGGCCCGCCUGCCCCUACCUCCCUCUUCCAACCACCACGCCGGCCCGGCUUGGGUACGGUGGGGAAGCCGAUUCGCCUGCUGGCCAAUCACUUCCAGGUGCAGAUCCCCAAGAUCGACGUCUACCAUUAUGACAUUGACAUCAAGCCUGAAAAGCGACCCCGCCGGGUCAACAGAGAGGUGGUGGACACAAUGGUGAGACAUUUUAAGAUGCAGAUCUUUGGGGACAGGCAGCCUGGUUAUGAUGGCAAGAGGAACAUGUAUACAGCAAAUCCACUACCCAUCGGGAGAGACCGGGUGGAUCUGGAGGUGACAUUGCCAGGUGAAGGGAAGGAUCAGACCUUCAAGGUGUCUCUGCAGUGGGUGUCAGUGGUGAGUCUGCAGAUGCUCCUGGAAGCUUUGUCUGGUCACUUGAACGAGGUCCCGGAGGAUUCUGUACAGGCUCUGGAUGUCAUCACUCGUCACCUGCCCUCCAUGCGGUACACUCCAGUAGGUCGUUCCUUCUUCUCGCCACCAGAGGGGUAUUACCACCCGCUGGGAGGAGGGAGGGAGGUUUGGUUUGGUUUCCAUCAGUCUGUCCGUCCAGCGAUGUGGAACAUGAUGCUCAACAUAGAUGUGUCAGCUACAGCUUUCUACCGAGCCCAGCCUGUCAUUGAGUUCAUGUGUGAGGUUCUGGACAUCCAGAACAUCAAUGAGCAGACCAAGCCCCUCACAGAUUCACAACGUGUCAAGUUCACCAAGGAGAUUCGAGGACUGAAAGUGGAGGUCACACACUGCGGCCAGAUGAAGAGGAAGUACCGUGUGUGCAAUGUCACACGACGCCCAGCCAGCCAUCAGACAUUUCCUUUGCAGCUUGAGAAUGGACAAGCUAUGGAGUGCACUGUUGCCCAGUAUUUUAAACAAAAGUACAGCCUGCAGCUCAAAUACCCCCACCUGCCCUGCCUCCAGGUGGGGCAAGAACAGAAGCACACCUAUCUGCCCCUUGAGGUUUGUAACAUAGUGGCAGGACAGCGCUGUAUAAAGAAACUAACAGAUAACCAGACCUCGACCAUGAUUAAAGCUACGGCCCGCUCAGCCCCAGACAGACAGGAAGAGAUCAGCAGACUGGUCAAAAGUAACAGCAUGGUGGGCGGGCCUGACCCUUACCUGAAAGAGUUUGGCAUUGUGGUUCACAAUGAUAUGACAGAGGUGACUGGGCGGGUCCUCCCAGCGCCCAUGCUUCAGUAUGGGGGCCGGGUGAGUACAGACACUGGGAGGGACUGUAGCAGGGGACUCUCUCCCCAGAACAAGACCGUGGCCACACCCAACCAGGGUGUCUGGGACAUGAGGGGAAAACAGUUUUAUGCGGGUAUAGAGAUCAAGGUGUGGGCCGUAGCCUGCUUCGCACCACAGAAACAAUGCCGAGAAGAUUUGCUCAAGAGUUUCACUGACCAGCUGCGUAAAAUCUCCAAGGACGCAGGGAUGCCCAUCCAAGGCCAGCCCUGCUUCUGCAAGUACGCCCAGGGAGCAGACAGUGUGGAGCCGAUGUUCAAGCAUCUAAAGAUGUCUUAUGUGGGACUACAGCUCAUUGUGGUCAUUCUGCCUGGGAAAACACCAGUCUAUGCGGAAGUGAAGCGUGUGGGAGAUACUCUGCUGGGAAUGGCCACUCAAUGUGUUCAGGUGAAAAAUGUGGUGAAGACGUCCCCUCAGACCCUGUCCAAUCUUUGUCUGAAGAUCAACGCCAAGCUAGGAGGCAUCAACAAUGUACUGGUGCCACAUCAAAGGCCCUCAGUGUUCCAGCAGCCGGUCAUCUUCUUGGGGGCUGAUGUCACUCACCCACCUGCAGGCGAUGGGAAGAAACCAUCCAUUGCAGCUGUGGUGGGAAGCAUGGAUGGGCAUCCUAGCCGCUAUUGUGCCACCGUGCGAGUGCAAACCUCACGCCAGGACCUGUCCCAGGAACAGUUCUACAGCCAGGAAGUCAUCCAAGAUCUUACCAACAUGGUGCGAGAGCUCCUCAUUCAGUUCUACAAGUCUACUCGAUUCAAGCCCACUCGCAUCAUCUACUACCGAGGAGGAGUCUCUGAGGGCCAGAUGAAGCAGGUUGCCUGGCCAGAGCUGAUCGCCAUCAGGAAAGCUUGCAUCAGUCUAGAAGAGGACUACAGACCAGGAAUCACCUACAUCGUAGUGCAGAAACGUCACCACACCCGACUCUUUUGCUCUGACAAAGCUGAGAGGGUUGGGAAGAGUGGCAAUGUCCCAGCAGGCACUACAGUGGACAGCACCAUUACACACCCCUCAGAGUUUGACUUCUACCUGUGCAGCCAUGCUGGUAUCCAGGGCACAAGCCGUCCCUCCCACUAUCACGUCUUGUGGGAUGAUAACUGUUUCACAGCCGAUGAACUGCAACUUUUGACUUACCAGCUCUGCCACACCUAUGUGCGCUGCACCCGCUCCGUCUCUAUCCCCGCACCAGCCUACUACGCACGGCUUGUGGCAUUCCGUGCCCGCUACCACUUAGUGGACAAAGACCAUGACAGUGCUGAGGGCAGUCACGUAUCAGGACAGAGUAAUGGCCGAGACCCUCAGGCCUUGGCAAAGGCGGUCCAGAUUCACUAUGAUACCCAGCACACUAUGUACUUCGCCUGACGUCAGCCAGCAGGAGACGCAAUUCUACACUCCUUCAGUCUGUCUCUCUCUCUCUCUCUCUCUCUCUUCCCGUUUCUCUCUAUCGCGUCUUUGUCUGGAGCAAAGCAGUUCUGAAGCCAGGGGGCCAUCUGUCAGUCGAGUCAAAAUUGGUCGGCCUCAGAAGAACCAACCUCUACCAGCAGUCCUGCACUGAGAGGCUUUUGGCCUCCAAUGCACAGAGAAAAAAAAAUCAAAUUGAGCCAUUUUUAACUUUUCAUUUCUCUUUUGAUUUUGAAUGUCUUUUUAAUUUGUAAUAUACACUGAGUAUGAGCAAACCUGCGCCAUUGGUCAGGGCAGCUCUGGCUCUCUCAGCUAAGCUGGACUCUGUCUACUUUUACCUCAAGCCACCAUUGGCUGAAUCUUGUCACAUGUCUUUUGGGGCGGGUUGGGUGGAUCUUGCAUGUCGGGGAGGUUGGGUUGAAUUGGAUGGAUUUGUUUUUCUCCUUUUUAUGGUCGUAUUUUUGACUCUCCUUUCAGUCUUUUACAAACGAGGUGACCUUGGUAUACAUACCCAUUACCCACUGCCAUUUUGUGCGCUUGUGUGGAUGUGUGUUUGUUUGUGUGAAUGUAGGUUUAUGUCUCAUGGCAGGCCACUGAAAUGUAAAGGGAAAUCUAGGAGCAAACUGCUGUAAAUGCCUUUUUUUUUUUUUUUUUUUUUUUAACAACACACACAGAUAUAUACAAAUAUAUAAAUAUUUGCAGCUCUAUAAGCAUAUUCUUCUUGAUGAUCUAACAGGCUUUCAUAAGCUGAUGGUUUUGUGUAGCAGUAGCAUUACCCAUCGUCUCCUCUGUGAGAGUUGGGGUUGUUGGACCUGGGCAAACAGGGCUUGGUACAGGUGCUAUUCUGCCUGUGGCAAGACUGGAAACACGUACAUCUUAUUCGGAAGUUUAUUUUGCAGGGUUGAAAGGUAUGGCCAUUGCACAGUUACAGACGUAGCGCUAAAGCACCGUCUGAUAGGCUAGGCUUGCAACAUACAGCACUCUUCCUUUUAUGCAUUUAUACAUAAGAUUCAAAUCAGAUUUGUAAGAGUUUAAUAUAAAUGGUUUUUGUGGUAAACUUUAACAAUUUGUUAGAGUAGAUAGUCGUUGUUCUUGUCGUUCUUAAUGUUGCUAUUGAUCAGUUGUCUGCGAUUCGGUCUAAUAAUUAAUUGAUCCAGGAGUCAUUGUGGUUGUAAAUGGAGAGUUUUUUUUGUCUUUUUUUAUACAGCUUAAAUUCUUGUAGCGUUGUGGCAAUGGUAAUGCGGGCCCAAAAUGCUUUGGUUUGUCCACGAAGUGUUUUUUUUUUUUUUUUUUUUGACUUU